This is a messenger RNA of Linum trigynum, 5948 nucleotides long. Lineage: Eukaryota; Viridiplantae; Streptophyta; Magnoliopsida; Malpighiales; Linaceae. The record is from the annotation of a GenBank genome assembly.
CUCAUACCCUAACUCAUAGAUCAUUACAGUUACGCAUUUGGGAGCUGUAGCACGAAAUUGAUGAGUUAGCAAACCACAACUUAAUCUCCCAAAACCCACUAAGUUCCCAGAUCCUCAUAUUUUUUAGUUAUGGAUAUAUACAAAAUUGGUGGGUUUUACCCAUGAAAUUGGCAGGUUCCCAAAACCCACCGAUUUGGGUAUGUCGUGGUUUAAGUCCAAUAUUCAGUGGGACCUUAGGAGAUCGCCACAUAUUGGAGUCUUUAAGAGUUCAAAGAGCAGAUGUACAUAAGCAUAACAAACAAUUUAUAGGUCUGGAAGCAAUUGGCUUGGUUUGGAGAACAAAUUCAAGGCGAUUUUCUAGAUUGCCUAGAAAUAUCUUUUUAGGUUCAUUGGACAAAAUAAUGCAAAAUUAGCGAUAAAAAGUAUAAUAUAAUAUUUUUAAAUAGCUCAUCCUAUGAAAAGUUUACGCCAUUCCAACAUUUCUUUAUCCACUUUGACUUAUUGAAGCAUUUGAAACUCGGAAAAUUUGAAUUGUAAACCUCAAAUAUUAUAGUUUCCCCUUAAACAUUGUUUUACUUAAUAUAUGAUACUAAUAUUGUCACAUGAGGACCACAUGAGUGCAAUAUUUUUGUUGAAUCCACCUAUAAAAGGUUUGGUAAAUUGUAGAUCGACUUGCAAUAGUUAGGAACUUGACUAACCCAUAAAAAGUUCAUGGAUUCAUAUGGCAAAAAAAUAGUUUACGGACCAUUUUUACCUUUGAGUUUUUAUUAGGAUAUUAUUUUUUUUAUGGUUGGAUGAAGUUUGGAAUCAAGAUAGGUCUCCGGCCUAGCCUUUCCCCCAUCCAUUAGUAAAAACCCAAUGACCCUUCAAAAUCAUCUUCAAAUCCAUCAGUUGGGCAUUUGUGUCCCCUCUUGAGGAAUAAAUUAUAUGAUUUCUUCUCAUUUCAAUCAACAUACAAACUAUGAUUGACGCCCUUUCUCAUUCCCACAUCCCCAUUUCUCCUCUUUUCUUGCCCCAUUUUUCCAUUUACCAUUUUUCUUCAUUCGUUGAUCCCGUUAUUGUCUCCUAAAUCCCAACCCCAUUUCUGAUAUGUUUUUCCAAAAUUUUGUUCUUUAGAAUUAUAUCAUAUCAAUAUCGAAUCACAUAUAUUAUUCUUGUUUGAAAUUUCAUCGACUUGUGGUGAUUUGGCUCGCGUAUAGAGACCUCGCGCCCAGAGGAUGCCACAGGAAUCGUCCUCUGAGCAAGACCUUGACGAUUCUGAUGCCGAUUUCGUGGAAAUUGAUCCCACCGGUCGCUAUGGUCGGUACAAAGAGAUUCUAGGAAAAGGUGCUUUCAAAAAAGUAUAUAGAGCAUUUGAUGAAUUGGAAGGGAUAGAGGUAGCUUGGAAUCAAGUGAAGGUGGCAGAUCUUUUGCGUAACUCUGUGGAUUUGGAGCGCUUAUAUUCCGAAGUUCAUUUGCUCAAGACAUUGAAGCAUAAGAACAUCAUCAAGUUUUACAAUUCGUGGGUCGAUACCAAAAGCGAGAACAUCAACUUCAUCACUGAGAUUUUCACUUCUGGAACUUUACGACAGUAUCGCAAGAAACACAAACAUGUGGAUGUAAGAGCAUUGAAGAAAUGGUCCAGACAGAUUUUAGAAGGACUUUUAUAUCUUCACAGUCACGACCCACCAGUUAUUCAUAGGGAUUUGAAAUGUGACAACAUAUUUGUUAAUGGGAACCAAGGUGAAGUGAAGAUAGGAGACUUGGGUUUGGCUGCUAUUCUUCAGCAGGCUCGUGCUGCUCAUAGUGUUAUUGGUACCCCUGAGUUCAUGGCGCCUGAACUUUAUGAGGAGGAAUACAAUGAGCUUGUCGAUAUCUAUGCAUUUGGCAUGUGCUUGUUGGAGCUAGUUACCUUUGAGUAUCCAUACGUCGAAUGCUCAAAUGCCGCUCAAAUAUAUAAGAAAGUGACAUCGGGUAUUAAACCAGCAUCAUUGGCAAAGGUAAAAGAUCAUAACGUGAAAGAAUUCAUUCAAAAGUGUAUAGCAAGUGUCUCGGAUCGAUUGUCUGCUAGAGAACUCUUGAUCGAUCCAUUUCUUCUACGAGAUGAAGAAAUUGAAUCUAUAGGACAGGGUUUACCACCAAGUGCUACCCAUUCAGAAUGUGGGAGUGGAGGUAUCGAUCACACCGAUUUCUUAAGAAUUGGAGGGUAUUGUUCAAGGGAUCAAACUAGAGACUUCAUUGUACAAGGUCAGAGAAAAGAUGUCAAUACAAUAUUCUUGAAGUUAAGAAUUGCGGACUCUACAGGUCAUUUUCGCAAUAUACACUUCCCUUUUGAUAUUGAAGUGGACACGGCUAUUGCUGUUGCAAGUGAAAUGGUUGAGGAGUUGGACUUAACCGAUCAAGAUGUAUCGAUGAUUUCUGAAAUGAUCGAUACAGAAAUUCGAUCACAUAUUCCAAACUGGGCAACUGAGCCAAAUGAUGAGGUUGAAGACAUCAUAGAUUCACACACCGUUGACAAUGAAAACAAGGAUGAUGAAAAUAUGGGUGAUGGUUCUCCCUUUUCUAAUGAAUCAACUUGCUCAGGUGCUCUUGCGCUGGAAAGAUUGCCUUCGGGGAGAAAAUACUGGUCUGACUCUCCUAAGGGAAUUGGACUAAACUCUCCGAAAAGAUCUGAACCAUCUCACUUAGUUGAUCAUGAAGAUUCUCACUCUAGUCAUGAACAUAAUCAUCAUGAUAGUGGUAUUGAGUCACAGGAAAUAUUGGUUGUUGGGGAAGCUGCAAAUGAUGAAAAAGAAAGUAAAGAUAAAGAUAGUGUUGGGAUUGCAACUCCAGUUGAAUUAGAUGUUAAGCUAGUGGGUGAAAAACUUAAGUAUUUCUUACAAAAGCAGCAGGAGGAAUUGGACGAACUAAAGAGAAAACAUGAAGGAGCUAUCUUAGACUUUUUAAGGGAAUUCCCUCCUGGAAUUCGUAGGGAGAUAUUGAGUACUUGUACCUUAGAACUACCUAAAUCCAGGAUUCCUAGGAGCAACAACAUGUAGGGCCGGCUAUUUGGUCUCGGACUGUUUGGUUUUACCCGAAACCGGACCGUAUAACUCGGAUCGGGACUGGACUGGGACCGGAUAGCAAACAAUACAAUCUCAUAUUCGGGCUUAGAUUUGAUGUAAAAAACCGGAUAAAGACCAGAUAAGAGACCCCCAACACCUAAAAUCAAGAUAAAAUUGGGACUGAACCGGGUCAAGACCGGAACGAAUCAAGACCGGACUGUAUCCAAUCCAAUCUUUGGUCCUUAUAUUCCCGAAAAGACCGGACUGGGACCGGAUCAAUUUGGUCCAAUUUAACCGAACCGGACCGUAUAGCCACCCCUAACAACAUGUGAGAAACUAAUUUUAGAUGUGGUCUUGUCUAGCAUUGAGCAACAACUAUAAAUGGUGGAUGUGAUUAGGCUAGCUUGGAUUUUUGGACGUGGCUUCCUCAUGAUGGAGGGGUGAUGUUGGAAAAAGGAAAAAUGAAGAUCAUAGGAUCUCUACAGCGACCACCAGGCAAAAUAUGGAGCAUUUAUGCAUAAAUUUGAUGAAAUGUACUUAAGCAACAUUAUUAGACUUAGAGUCAAUUAUGUGCAUAAAUAGAAGGAUAUGGAGGAUUUAUUGCAAUUGUCAGCUCAUGCAAAAAGUUAGGAGAAAGCAUUAACAUACGUUAGGGUAAAAGAUUGCCAAAUAUGUUUCAUCUCUUGUGAUUUUUCCCUUUUGCACAAAAGUAAAGAAAUGUUGGCUCACUGUAUAACUUGUAUAUAAGGUUCCCAAUUUUUGCUCAAUUUCUUUUUCUAUAUGAAACAUACAUUAAGGUUGGAUUAAAAUGUAUAGUUCGUUGGUUUUUGUUAAGUUUAUUUGUCAUGUCAAGUCGAAUGAAAAUGAGCGUUACCAUUUUUUGCCUUGGAGGUUUAAUCUUGACUUAAAUUGAUAUUCCAUGUAAUUUGUGACCUUGUAUAGAGCCCCUAAGCUUAGAAGUUCUGUUGGUAUAAUCAUAUGAGAAACAUCCUGCAAUUCAGAUAUCUAUAAGAUUGAUAAAUAGAGCCCCUAAGCUUAGAAGUUCUGUUGGUAUAAUCAUAUGAGAAACAUCCUGCAAUUCAGAUAUCUAUAAGAUUGAUCUUUAUCGAAUUUAUGUGAAAAAUAUGCAAAGAUCAUACAAAUUUCACAUGAAUCUCUGCUAAUCUUAUAAAUAUGGUGCAAUAAGUGUCAUCAUUUAAUUUGAUUUUUUUUUUUUUUUUUGCAAAACAUAGUGGAUAAUUGAAUCAAUAAUGGUGAUUCGUUCAACAAGAUAGUGCAAAGCCCGCCAAUUAACAUCGGCUUCAAAAAACACACUAUCUUAUUCUUGCAGGAGUAUCCCUGACCAUGCAACCCGAGAGCAUACGGGCAAUCUAUUAUUACCCGCGACUCGUUUGACCUAUUUUUGAAAAAGUAUAGGUACUCUUCUCGACUUAACCUGAACUACCCCAUUCAAGACCCAUUUUUUCUAAACUUCAUGUAAGUUUUGCCAAAUUACUUUGGAUUUUACUUGUAUUACCUUAUAGUUUGGCUAUAAUGAAGUUGUUAAUAGGUGAGAAGAUUAAUUUCUUGAAUAAUUUAUCUGAAUUUAUCAUAUUAUAGUUUGCUACUUGGUUUUUGAAUGAAAAAAGAAAAAUCCUAUUGUUUUCCUUUUAAAUUAUAUACCAAUAUGGUUCGAUAUACUAUGAAUCGCGCCUCGUGAAAAAUUACCCGACCUACCACGGGCAGGUAUGGGUGUCAAAAAACUCGCCCGAGACAUGCUCUAUUGCAAUUCCUAAACACAAAUGGUUAUGACACUAUAAAUGUGAAAUUCAUGGUUCUUCUAGUCGUACUAACGGAGAUUUAAUAGUACUUUCUAUGUGUCGUCAAUAAUAAAGAGGUCGUGUAAACAAGAAGCAAAGAAAGAAUAAACUGGGCGAGCGUGAUCCACUCUGACUUCACCUUCCAACCCGCUAGCCUUGAAUCAAUUUUAUAUAUGGAGACGACUGGUAUGCUCCAGGAGCAUAGUAUGCUCUAGAUGAUAUGACCGUUAGAUUUACAUGGAUUAGCUCCGGUCAAUCUCAACGGUCAACUCUUCUUUUCUCUUAAAUUGAACUUGGGGUUUGAGAUUAGAAAAUCGGUGCCUGGGGUUUAUCCAUUUGAGGUGAGGGUAUAGUAUCGUACCCCAAACUUGGCUUAAUUCAUGGUCUAGAUAGAGAUAUCUCACUAUGAGUACAUGGAGCAUAGUAUGCUCCAGGAGCACACGAGUCUGACCCUAUAUAUACUAGCUUAUAACCCGGGCCUUUGGCCGGAACGCUCAUAUUUGAUUAUUUGUAUUUUUAUGUUACUUUUAACUAAUUUUAGAAGUGAACAGAAAAAUGUGAUUAUUUGUAUUUUUAUGUUACUUUUAACUAAUUUUAGAAGUGAACAGAAAAAUGAUGGAUUUAUAAGGAAUUUGUGCAUGCAAGAGAAUUAGUAAGCCAAUAGAUGAAUUUAGAAGGGAUUUGUGUAAUUUUAGAAGUGAAUGAUCUUCAAAGUAUCAACUUUUCAUAUGUGAUUGAUUAGGAUAUUUAGAUUUGUUAUCCGGUAAUAUUACGGUUUUACUCCGCAACGGUACUCUUAUUUCGCCGGUACGAUUUUUUAAAAAAAAAUAUUUUAUUAUUACAAAAACGAUAUUUUACCGGUACACAACGGUAGAACCACGGUCGUACCAUAAAAUACCCUACCACAAACGAAUCCGGUAUGACAUCCGGUAAGGUUUCCUGAACCAUGCUUUUAAGUCUAUUAACCCGUUUAAUCUUAUUGAUAAUCAUUCGAUCGAGAUGAUACAUAAAAAAAUAAUAUAUAGGUCGAACAUUCGGAGAAAUAUCAUAAUCAUUUAAGAAUAUAAAAUAUAAAAAUGUAUCAUUGACCCCAUUUUCAUAAUGCUAAUAAAGUCCCUGUUAAAAU